Molecule: messenger RNA, 804 nt
Organism: Parascedosporium putredinis
Lineage: Eukaryota; Fungi; Ascomycota; Sordariomycetes; Microascales; Microascaceae
Source: the annotation of a GenBank genome assembly
AUGCGUUCUCAAGCUCUUUUGAUGAUGCUGGCCGCGGCCGGCUCCGUCGUCUCGGCCCUCACCGUCCCUCCCCAGGGCGCCGAGUUGGCUCAGCGAUCUGGCGCUGCUGACUCUAUGAGCGGAGUCCAAACUCUUGACACCCGCGAGCCCCACCACCGCGGCGCCAAGAACCAGGGCAACCGCAACAACAAGCGCCACCAUCGCGGUGCCAAGAACCAGGGUAACGGUAACAACAGGCGCGAGGAGGCUGCCGUCGAGGCCCGCGAUCCCCAUCACCGCGGAGCCAAGAACCAAGGCAAUGGAAACAACAGGCGCGACGAGUCCCUCGCUGAGGAAGAGGAGGAGGAGGAGGAGGAUGACUGCACUGAUGAGGAGGACGACGCCGUCGUUGAGAAGCGUGACCCCCACCACCGCGGUGCCAAGAACCAGGGCAACGGGAACAACAGGCGCGAGGUCGAGUCCGCCGUGGAGGCCCGUGACCCCCACCACCGCGGUGCCAAGAACCAGGGCAACGGGAACAACAGGCGCGAGGUCGAGUCCGCCGUGGAGGCCCGUGACCCCCAUCACCGCGGCGCCAAGAACCAGGGGAACCGCAACAACAAGCGCGACGUAGAGGAUGAGGAGGUCGACGAUGAGGAAGAGGAGGAAGACGAGGAUAAGGAGGAAGACGACUUCGAGGACCAGGCUCUCGAAGCCCGCGCUCCCCAUCACCGCGGCGCCAAGAACCAGGGCAACGGCAAUAACAGGCGCGAGGUCGAGGCUCGCCACCACCGCGGUGCCAAGAACCAAGGAAACGGAAACUAA